UGAUAGCUGAUCAGCUCUGACAGCCAAAUUUCGAAGCAAGUCAAAUCAAUACGGAAGAAAUUGGGAUAAUUUUUUAAUGAAAAGUGCAAUCAACCAUUUGAAAUGACUGCUACGGGGGUCUACCUUGCAGCUGAUGCCUUUAUGGUGUGCCUCACCCAUGCAUUUUCUACCGAGAGAGAAGAAGUUAUGGGUUUGUGCAUCGGAGAGAUUGAUACAAAUAAGAUUGUGCAUAUUGUAUCUGUCAUCAUGUUACGUAGAUCUGACAAACGGAAAGACAGGGUAGAAAUCUCUCCAGAGCAACUCUCAUUUGCAGCCUCAGAAGCAGAGAGAUUAGCCCGAGAGAUGAGUAGACCGCUUAGGGUUGUUGGUUGGUAUCAUUCGCAUCCUCACAUCACAGUAUGGCCCUCACACGUUGAUGUUCAAACUCAAGCCUCAUACCAGUUACUUGAUGAAUGCUUUGUGGGUCUAAUCUUCUCAUGUUUCAAUGAUGAUAAUUCUACCAAUCAAGGCCUGAUUCAAGUCACAUGCUUUCAGUCUAUCAACCAAAGCCUGGAAGGAGAGGCACCUCAGUAUGAGAGGCUGGAGAUCGCCCUCCAUAUCAUCCCACAGCAGACCUUUGGCCGGGCGUGUCUCGAUGCGUUAGCUGAGUUGCCACGGAUACUGACCAUGGAAGAGGGAGAAGCCUACGCUAAGGCCAGUGAGGCAACGCAAGGUCACCUCUUGACAGCUAUACACAACGGAGCAGUGUACACAAAAUCAGUUUGCCACCAGCUUGAGAGAUUGACAGGGCCUUUACUGCAGACAUUGGAAAACAGACUUGAAAAAAACAUGCAACUUAUUGAGGACAUGGAACGAGAAAAGAAACAAUUGAUGGAAGAACUCAAAUCUGGUAGUUCAUGAACGUGAAUCCUGCCGACAAUGGUGUUUCUCCAUAUGAGGAUCUAUGGACCUUUUGAAUUUGUGUAGCCCAAAGUCUCCAGACUUUGAACCAAAAGACCCGGGGUUCGAAUCCCAAUGCAGCACUCACGUACUUUGACAAGGCAUUUAUCUACUUUUGCCAAUCUCCACCCAGUUUAGGUAAAUGGGUACCUGGUAGAAAGAAAUUCCUUGAAUGCUCGAGCGGUUGACAAGUGUAGCCAUACUAAAGGCAGGUUAAUAGUAUGUAGUGCUUAGAAAUAUUGUUUUAAGUGCUAUAAAAAUUUUGCAUAUUGUGAUUAUUAUUCAUAUUAUAUGUACUAGUCUAAAAACAAUCUUUUAAGCCUGGCUCACACCAUUGCAUCAUGCUGUGUAUUGCUAUGUGAGCUAUUGCUAUGCAGUAAAAUGUUCUGCAGCAAUCGCACUCUUAUGGAUGAGCUUAUAUGAAACUGAACACAGUAAAGCAAGGUGAUGCAAGUCAAGCAGUUGGCCUACUUGCUGUUGCUUGUCCUUGCUCAUAUGGGCUCCGGUUGAGUUCAGCUGUGCAUGUUUGAACAAAUUUCAAACUUGGGCGAGUUUGAACACAAAGCCUGUGCAUUAGUCUGGAUGCUUGACUGCAUUUGUCUGCGUUCAAUCAAUACACAACUGAAUGCAAGCAAAAAUCUAAAGGUGUAGGCCAGGCUUUCAAGAUGGUUGUCAUUGGGUAUAUUGGUAUGUCUAUAUUCUGAAUGCAGUCCUGACUGCAAUGGUUGUCAAGAGAAUAGUCGUAACAAGUCACAGGGGCUCUUCAGAAAUCUGGCAAGUUGCCUGUCAAUGGAUAUCUCUUUUAUUAAAGCAAUCAUGACGUCAGUGGAUGUCUUCAAGUUGAAAGGAUAGUGUAUAUCAGAAUGGACAUUCUUUAUAAGAAGCCAUGAUGGUGGAAGAGCCGUGGUGCAGUGGUUCCGACUCUCGUCUUGUAAACAGAGUAAUCCAAUGACCGGGGUAAUAAUAUGCUGUAACGCGCUUUGAGCCAUUCUGGGAAAAGCGCUUUAUAAAAAUUGGCUAUUAUUAUUGUUAUGUCACAGAGACAUGCCAUACAGUAUAUAAUGAGUAUGAGGGAAUCUAUAAUAAUAAUAGAACAGUUUUUGUGUAGCGCAUUACACCUUACAAAGGUCUCAAUGCGCGUUAGGAAAAAGAAGAACAGAUGAGGGAAAGCUGCUGGUGAUGCUUUGAUAAUAAAGCAAUAUUGACUGGCCUCGGGGUGAUACGACAUAUAUCGCCCGAGUCGUAGACGAGGGUGAUAUCAAUUUAGUGAGGGCGAUAUAUGUCCUUUCGCCCCCAGGCCAGUCAAUAUUGCUAUUAACCAAAUCAGACAUCUAGAGCAAAAAUCGUUAAAAGUUAUUUUAAAGUUUAAGAAUGCAAAUCUAGUUCGUCAUGUUGAGCAGACUGGGCCUCUGAACUUAACUAUUGUGACGUAAUUGAAAUGACGCUUCCCUGGCCUAGGGACGCAGUAUCCAGCGUUGUGUCAACUUGAUUACCAUUAUGACGCAUAGCACUGCGUGGUUCAAGGACGCGUAGAAUACCCAGGUGUUAGCUCUGCUUUAUUGCCCGCUACAUUUUCCACGCAUUUUCUCAUUGACUUUCCUGAGCGGGCAAUAAAUUGGGCCCGUGGAUAAACAAUUUGAAAUUUAUUGACCGGCCAUUUGAUCCCAGUCUUAAGCAGGCAACAAUGUAUCAAAGUUGCCCUGCUCAGAUGUCUGAUACGGUUAAUAAUAUUUUUUUCAGUUAAAUAAAUGUUUUCAAUGCAGAUUUAAAUUGCCCAAUUGUAUCAACUUGCCUUAAAUUGUGUGGGAUAAUAUUCCAGAGUUCCGGCGCUGCGUGCGCAAACCCCCGUUCGCCAUAAAACUUUGUAAAAUCCUGAUGAAGUGAUCUGAGAUUUUGAACAGGUUCAUAUUUUACAAGUAACUGAGACAGAUAAGAUGGAGCCAUUUGUUGCAAACACUGAAAUGAGAGUAGUAAGAUCUUGAACUUAAUACGUGACCUGACCGGCAACCAAUGCAUGGAUCUUGAUACAGAUGAUACAGAUUCAUAUCUUUUUGUUCUGGUAACAAUCCUAGCAGCUGAGUUUUGAAUGACCUGAAGUUUCUGGAGUUGAGUGACCUACUUUUCCUGAAGUCAUGCGUUCAGCGCACGAAACGCGUAUUAGUGCUUGCAGCGCCAUUCUGAUCUGAGACAUCAAUGACGGAAUAGUCAACUUUUCCAUCACGACGUCACGGAAUAGCACAUUUCCUCCAAUGGGCGUUUCAUUUUCGACAUCGCAAAAUAGUGAGAAUAUGUUUGGUCACAUGAUGCUAUUUAAACCAAUCAGCAUACAUGUUUUAAUUUAUGUAGAAUAUGAAAUCCAUUAUUUGUCUUUGCCAUGUGACAACUAGGCUGCUGUCAUACUUAUAUUAAGUACUAUGUUUGUUUUUAUUAAUGUUUGUUAUUAUCUUGUAUCAAGUAUGAAAAAUACAAUAUGAGAAAAUGCUACAUACUUGUAUAGUCAAUAAAGUGAUAUAAUUUAUAAAGUGAUCAUAAAACUACUUCUGAAAUAACCAUUUCCCAUUAUUUCAAUUUUGAUUCUGCUUGCUCCUUGAUUAGACGACGGGGAUGUUGCAAGAUACAUUUUACAAUCAAUUACAAAUUUCAGCCGCAAAUUUACGAGUGAUAGAUCAUAUUGAUAAAAGCAAAUCAAUAAAAUU
Lytechinus pictus (painted urchin) is the source of this 3635-nucleotide messenger RNA. Its product is annotated as lys-63-specific deubiquitinase BRCC36-like. Gene Ontology annotation, cellular component: BRISC complex; BRCA1-A complex. The record is from RefSeq and is a predicted model, not a curated record. The coding region runs from base 103 to 900 and encodes 265 amino acids. Gene Ontology annotation, molecular function: cysteine-type deubiquitinase activity; polyubiquitin modification-dependent protein binding; metallopeptidase activity. Gene Ontology annotation, biological process: protein K63-linked deubiquitination; double-strand break repair. The transcript is spliced from 6 exons. NCBI's taxonomy places the organism in Eukaryota, Metazoa, Echinodermata, Echinoidea, Temnopleuroida, Toxopneustidae.